GAUAUCAUCGAUAGUGUCAUCUCUGUCUGAGCAGUUAAACUACAGAUGCUUCGGCAUUAAACAAAAGUAAUUUCGCAAUUUUGGCAGUAAAGAUAGUUUAGUUAUUUAAAAUUCUCGUAUAAAUCGUUAAGAGGGGUGCCUAAAGAUGUUUACGCCCAACACAAACACCCCCAUUGGAGGCGCCACCGCUGCUCCCGGCGCUUUUGCUUUUGGCGCGCGACCGGCGACGACGACUGCUCCGCCUCCGUCCUUUGGAGCAGCCACCUCUACGACGUCCUUCGGAGCUGCUCCGGGCACCACCUCCUUGUUUGCAGCUCCGGCGGCCACUCCGGCUUUUGGAGCACCAGCUGCUACGCCGGCUUUUGGAGCACCAACUGCUACGCCUGCCUUCGGCGCAACAUCAACUGCGGCGCCCGCUUUUGGAGCAGCUGCUGCCACGCCCGCUUUUGGAGCAGCUGCUGCCACCCCCGCUUUUGGAGCAGCUGCUGCCACGCCCGCUUUCGGAGCACCAGCAGCCACGCCGGCUUUUGGAGCUCCAGCUGCCACUCCCGCUUUUGGAGCACCCGCCGCCACGUCCGCCUUUGGAGCACCAGCAGCCUCAACGGCGUUUGGAGCGCCAGCUUCCACGCCAGCAUCGGCCUUCGGAGCACCAGCACCAGCCGUGGGCACUGUGGCUCCCACCUUCUCCUUCGCCACCCCGGCCACAAGUGCCCCGACCACCGCUCCGCCGGCCUUUGGAUUUGGCACCACCGCUACAACGGCGGCAGCUGCUAUGCCAGCAUCUCUCGGCUCCGGCAUUGGAUCCUUUGCCUUUGCCAAGCCUCAGGCCACCACGGCGGCCAGUUUGAACUUUAGCACAACCACGACGACGGCCACCGCACAGCCCUUCAAUACUGGUCUGAAACUGGGAACCACCAACGCGACGACAGCCUUAGGAGGAGGAAUCUUUGGCAAGCCAGCGGGACAGGCAGCUGCCCCGGCAGCUUCUACUUUUGUGGGUCUCGGGGGGAUCGAUGUGAGCGCCACGCAGCCAAAACUGGGGGACAACAAGCAGGAUGGCAUCAAGAUCAAGGAAACCCAAGUGCCCGACGAGAUAGUAAAAACGGUGGAUGCCCUAAAAGCGUAUAUCAAGCAGCAGAAGACCAUUUCCUCCGACAUUGGACGGACUUCCACCUCCAAAUUCACGAAUGUGAGCCACGAGAUCACGAACUUGAAGUGGGCGCUGCAGAAUAUGGCCAAUUUAGUGGAGGGCAGCAACCAGCAGAUCCGCCUGAUGCGACAGGAGACCGUAAAGGCAAUUCAAUCUCUGGAGAUGGCCCAACGCACGCAGGACACCCCUGCUGGUCUGCAGUUCGAGAACAGUGCUCCGUUCCAGUACUUUCAGUGCCUGGUGGCAAAAUACGAGCAGGAUUUGAUCGCCUUUCGCCAGCAGAUUGCUCUGACCGAACGCCACAUGCACGCGCUCUCCAAUCCGCAGAGUAUUUCGCCGGAGGAUCUAAAGCGGGGCUUUCGCCAGCUUAAUGAGAGCUUCAUCUCGCUGGCGGGACGUCUUCACGAGGUACAUCAGCGGGUGGAGGAACAGAAGGAGCACUACCUAAACCUCAGACGCUACCGCCUGCGAGACGCCACCAAUGUUUUUGAGCGGAUCGACAAUCCUCCGCUGCCGUCGGUGGAACCUCAACGGAUUAGUAGCGGUCCAACGCCCUUCUCCAACAUCUCGGCCCUGAUGAACAAGUCUUAUGCAGCAGCGGCCAGUUCCGCCAGCAAUGCGGCAGCCAAGUGAGAACGGCAUUCUUAGCAAGUUUCAAUAAAUCGUUAUGUACAAUA
Messenger RNA from Drosophila teissieri, 1827 nucleotides. It is a transcript of the gene Nup58, whose product is annotated as nuclear pore complex protein Nup58. The coding region runs from base 146 to 1783 and encodes 545 amino acids. Gene Ontology annotation, biological process: nucleocytoplasmic transport. Gene Ontology annotation, cellular component: nuclear pore. NCBI's taxonomy places the organism in Eukaryota, Metazoa, Arthropoda, Insecta, Diptera, Drosophilidae. Gene Ontology annotation, molecular function: protein binding; structural constituent of nuclear pore. The transcript has 2 exons. The record is from RefSeq and is a predicted model, not a curated record.